Molecule: messenger RNA, 2101 nt
Organism: Microcebus murinus (gray mouse lemur)
Lineage: Eukaryota; Metazoa; Chordata; Mammalia; Primates; Cheirogaleidae
Gene: GOLT1A
Product: golgi transport 1A
Biological process (GO): retrograde transport, endosome to Golgi; endoplasmic reticulum to Golgi vesicle-mediated transport
Cellular component (GO): endoplasmic reticulum; membrane
Source: RefSeq, a predicted model, not a curated record
GACCCGUUCCUGUGCACGCACACCACACCACCUCCUCAUUACCUCCCCCUGUGUUCUCUAAUGUGCCCUGCUAUGCCACCCCUGUUUCAACUAAGGUGAUUUUCCUCUUUCCCUUAUCAUAUGCAAGUACCUCUGGUCUGUUAUUACUUACCUAACAGCUUUUAGUCUAGCGUUCACUCCCAACUACUCUUGUUUUCUUGCACGUGUGUGGUUUUUGGUUUUGUUUUUGCAGAGAUUGGCCCUAUCCAAUUCUUGAAUCCAAUUCAUUCAUUCAUAUCCAAUUCAUUCUUUCUUUAUUUAUUUAUUUACCCAACAUGACCUUUGACUAAUCCAAUUCAUUCUUGAAUGAAUAUCUUCCAUUCAAAUGCAAGAAUUAUACGUGGGUGCAGGCAAUCCAUUUUACUUAUGCCUUCUCUGAGCAUUUCUACAUUAUGAGACAUUGUGUUUUAUUAUAAAUUAUCCUUCUGUCGCUUUUUAUCAUGGCUAGCUUUAUUUGACUUGUUAAAAUGACGUGUGUAGGUUAGUCAUAGCAUCUAUGGACUUCAUUUCUGGGUAGAGGAGACAUUACAAAGGAGACACCGCCCUGCAGUGGGAAAGGGGGUGCUGGGGGGCGACUGCCCCUCCUUCCCCCACAGAGGAGGACAGGAUGUAGACACCCAUGUCUACACAGCCGGUGCUGAGACUAGAACCAGGCCUCCUGCGUUGUCCAGCCCUACUCUAAGCCCAAAUUCAAGGCUUUGUCUUCCACAGCUCAACCUCACAGUCCAAUGCUGGACACCGCUGGGGGAAAGGAGGCCGGAGCCUUUGUGUCCAACUCCCUCGUGGCACUUUUGCCCUGGAUUUAACCAAAUGCAGCUCAGCCAUGAGGUCAGCAACGGGUUUGACUCAGUUGCUCAUCGCCCCCUACCGUCCAGCAUGUGUAAUAACAAGGAAAAUUUGGCGCUCAAGGUGGAUUUGGUACAUUUCCAAAGAGAUGCACGGAUUCCAACUCUUCCCACACCCUCCGCCAGACCAAGCAAGGAAGCCGGGCACCCCCAGGGACCUGGGCACAUGGACCCCCACUCUUCCAUAUGCAAUCCAGGUUUUGUCGAGGACUUAGGAGCCCCUGAACUCAGCCUCGGGUCAUGGGGGUGCAUGGACAGGGCCAGGCAGGCACUGCCUCCUCUGGGGAGUGGGGCGUGUGGAGGGAGCAGCACCCUCUGGGGAGAACUGGAGGAGGGAGCCUGUGACUUUAAGGGGCCAUUUGUGUGUUGGGGGGCGGGGCUGGAGGGGAGUUAAUGAUUUACAAGAAGCUCAUUUCACAACUUACCAAGGGUCAGCUCCCUGUGGCCAUGUACAGACUCGGUCCCUGUGGCCGCUCCCCGACUGCCAGCGCUGAGCCGGAAGGCCCCCCAGGCAGGGUGCAGCAUGAUCUCCAUCACUGACUGGCAGAAGAUUGGCGUGGGCGUCACCGGUUUCGGCGUCUUCUUCAUCUUCUUCGGGACACUCCUGUACUUCGACUCGGUGCUCCUGGCCUUCGGAAACCUGCUGUUCCUGACGGGCCUGUCCUUCAUCAUCGGCCUGCGGAGGACCUUCACCUUCUUCUUCCAGCGGCACAAACUCAAGGGGACCGGUUUCUUCCUGGGGGGCGUGGUCAUCGUGCUCCUGCGCUGGCCCCUCCUGGGCAUGCUGCUGGAGACCUACGGGUUCUUCAGCCUGUUCAGGGGCUUUUUCCCUGUCGUCUUUGGCUUCCUGGGCAACGCUGCCAACAUCCCCCUCCUGAGCGCGCUGUUCCGCAGGCUUCAAGGCACCAGCUCCAUGGUCUGAACCACAGAGAUGAGCUCCUUGAACUUGGAUCAUUGGUUGAAGGGGCUGGAGGGAAAUUGGGGACCGCCCCCUCACGCCCCCGCGGGCGCUGACUCACUUCCCUGCCGUCUGGACCUCCGCAAGCCCAGAAGGAUGGAGCGGAGUGACUGGCCUCGAACCCUCAAGUAGCUCAGGAGGCUGCCAGGACCACUGGGAGGAGAGACCCGGGACCCGGGGAGACGAGACUGCGGCUGACGUCACGGCCCCACCCUCUAUUUAUGGGAGGAAAAGUGAAGAUUAAAUUCCCAAGCCGUGA